Kockovaella imperatae is the source of this 740-nucleotide messenger RNA. RefSeq names its product synaptobrevin-domain-containing protein. Bases 185 to 583 code for a protein of 132 amino acids. Gene Ontology annotation, cellular component: membrane. Gene Ontology annotation, biological process: vesicle-mediated transport; Golgi ribbon formation. The transcript has 10 exons. The record is from RefSeq and is a predicted model, not a curated record. NCBI's taxonomy places the organism in Eukaryota, Fungi, Basidiomycota, Tremellomycetes, Tremellales, Cuniculitremaceae.
GAUCGCCCUCCACUCUUGAGUGACACGCGUCAGAACAGACAUGACGUGGAAUAGCCACCAGUGAUAACCUGCUGGGGGGAAUUGCUGUGGUGCCGUCAUUCUUUGGGGAGCGGCGUGGCUCAGUGCUGCGCGGCGGAAAGAGGGAAAAACACGCACAAGUUUAGAACAUAGUCGAAUACACAUCAUGUCUGAACAACCUUACGACCCAUACAUUCCUUCUGGAUCUCGUGGACCCGCUGAGAACGGUAGCGGAGGAAGCAACGGUGCAGGAGGAGGAGGAGCUCAGAAGCAAAAGAUUCGCGCUAUCCAGGAUCAGAUUGAUCAAUCCGUGUCGAUCAUGCACGACAACAUCACAAAGGUCGCAGAACGAGGCGAACGAUUAGACGCUUUGCAGGACAAGACUGACACACUCGCCGUCUCCGCGCAAGGCUUCAGAAGAGGUGCCAGCAGAGUCAGAAAACAAAUGUGGUGGAAAGAUACCAAGAUGAAGAUUCUAUCACCAGUCGGAAUCGGUAUUUGCGUCCUCGUCGUCAUUAUCGUCGUCCCGAUCGUCAAGGCCGUCACCGGCAACCACAAGAACUAGACGUGCUUGCUUAGGUACCGCCUCGCCUGUGCUCACUCCUUUUCCCUCUCUUUUACCCUGUCUGAUCGUCUCGCCUCGAUCUGGCAGUCCACAUACCUUCUUCGCCUCUUCGACUCGUUUCUCUUCUUGUUGUGCAGAAUACUCGUUUGGCUAGAGC